This is a messenger RNA of Telopea speciosissima, 1121 nucleotides long. Its product is annotated as probable WRKY transcription factor 17. Bases 64 to 1083 code for a protein of 339 amino acids. The transcript is spliced from 3 exons. Gene Ontology annotation, biological process: regulation of DNA-templated transcription. NCBI's taxonomy places the organism in Eukaryota, Viridiplantae, Streptophyta, Magnoliopsida, Proteales, Proteaceae. Gene Ontology annotation, molecular function: DNA-binding transcription factor activity; sequence-specific DNA binding. The record is from RefSeq and is a predicted model, not a curated record.
AGUCUUCUUCUCCUUGGGUUUCAUCUUCGUUUUCAUCCGUUAUUUUCUUCGUCUCUAUUGGGGAUGGUCGACUACCUCGGUUAUUCGAAGAUGGAUGAGCAGAUCGCCAUCCAAGAAGCUGCUUCGGCUGGACUAAAGAGCAUGGAACAUCUAAUCCGUUUGCUCUCUCAUCAAAGGUCUCAGAAUCAGCAGCAGAACCAGUUAGAUUGCAGGGAAAUCACAGAUUUCACAGUCUCCAAGUUCAAGAAGGUAAUUUCGCUUCUGAAUCGUACCGGCCAUGCUCGAUUUCGUCGAGGACCUUCUCCUUCCUUUUCUUAUUCUUCUUCUUCUGCUCCGCAUCAGUCUCAAACCCUAAGCUUAAAUCCACACACAACUCCUACUCGAACUACGACUACGGUCAUUCAACCACAACUCCAAAGUCAAAGCCAAACCCAAACCCAAACCCAAACCCUAACGCUUGAUUUCACAAAGCCGAAUCUGGUAAACGCCUGUUCAAAUCUGAGUGAAGUUUCGACCAGUCAAUUCUCCAAGGAUAGUUUCAGCAUCUCUCCUCCGAUGUCUUCUACGAAUUCAUCCUUCAUGUCAUCGAUCACCGGAGACGGCAGCGUAUCUAACGGCAAACUUGGAUCGUCUCUGUUUGUGUCUCCUGCGCCGGCAGUUUCCGCCGGAAAACCACCUCUCUCGUCGUCUUACCGUAAGAAAUGUCACGGCCAUGGUCACUCCGAUGAUGUCUCCGGCAAAUAUAGCGACUCGGGUCGAUGCCAUUGUUCCUCCAAAAGAAGGAAGUCUCGGAUUAAGAAAACGAUAAGAGUUCCGGCGAUAAGUUCAAAGAUGGCUGAUAUUCCUCCCGAUGAAUACUCCUGGAGAAAAUACGGUCAGAAGCCGAUCAAAGGAUCACCGUUCCCACGAGGGUAUUACAAGUGUAGUACUUUAAGAGGGUGUCCGGCGAGAAAACACGUGGAGCGUGCCCCAGACGAUCCAACGAUGCUGAUCGUGACUUACGAGGGGGAGCACCGCCACUCUCAGCAAUCUUUGCCGGAGGUUGUCGCCGGAGUUGGUAAUCUUGUAUUCGAGUCGUCUUGAGGCUUGUUUGACUUUUUUAGGUUUUUUUUUUUUUUGUU